UCUCGGCUCAGGAGACACUCAAGGAGAGAUUUCGACAUUCACCACGCCAACUUCAUCCUGUCGCUAGCGCCAAAUGUGCCUCGCACCUUGACGUAUCUCCACCAAUGCCUGUGGUACGACCGUCUAUCCCAUCCACCUCACUCACACCCACGUCCACACUCGCCGCAACCCUGCGCGCCUCUCAGGAUGCCGUGCAGAGUCAACAUGACAGGGGCCAGAAACCCUCACCACCGCCAUCCUGUCCAUUGGCCGACAGACACCGCCGACCGCGGCUGGUCACUCUACAAGUGCGAGCGGUUCUGUGAUUGGUGCCCUGCGGGUGGGCGUAAAGGGUUCGACACCAGUUCAGCCCUGUGGAGACAUGUCACCAUGGCCCACCCCACUGUCCCAAAUCUCCCAGGACCCACGGUGGAAGUCCGGGUUUUCCCAGAAAUCAUUGACUGUCACCCAAACAGCUCCUGGGAACCACCGCCAAUGCCAUGUCCCCAUCCACCCGUCGACGUUCUCGGCUGGCCGACUCGCGAAUUCCCAGUCAACCUCACCAAAUACGCCAACACAUUCUGGGGAGCUGUUGGAGAGCUUGCAAUUGAGAAUGGAGAAGUGAUGGACAUCCUUCGGGACAAUGAAGAUAAGCAGGCAGGCUACGACGACGUGCUCAAGGUGCAACUAUUCUUGCGCACGGGGAAGGGUAUGGAGAAAUAUGAGAAGCGUGUUCAGGCAGAUGGGGAUAAGGCUGACCUGCUUGGGGCGAUGGCUAGGGUUUUCUGGGAAGUUGUGUGGAAGUGCGGCCAUAACUUCAAGAAGGGUUACGACCUGUCGGAAGCUGCGGAGAAGCGAGAAAAGGAUGGACAUGAGACAGAGCUGCAAAGAGUGGGAGCGACUUGAGACGAGGGACGUUGGAUCAGCCUCUAGUAUGAUAUGACCUUUCAAUUUCCACGGCACAUUCAAGAUG
This is a messenger RNA of Mytilinidion resinicola, 952 nucleotides long. RefSeq lists its product as uncharacterized. NCBI's taxonomy places the organism in Eukaryota, Fungi, Ascomycota, Dothideomycetes, Mytilinidiales, Mytilinidiaceae. The transcript has 2 exons. The record is from RefSeq and is a predicted model, not a curated record. Bases 187 to 885 code for a protein of 232 amino acids.